AUGGCCGACCAGUCGAACCCCCCAUCAUCACAACAGAACCGAGCUGCUCCGCCACAUUCAAUACCAAUGCAGAGUCUCGAGCGCCCACCAGACGAAUCACAGGGGCACCAUGGCGCAUUCGGUGCAGGAGGCACACAACAACAACCACAGCAGCAACAACAACAACGACAGCCACAGGGUGUCAUGGCGGCGAAUUUGCCAGGGAUAGUGACAUACUGGAACGACAAUCCCUUCCAUCGACAACCGCAACAACAGCCACAGUCACAACAUCAACAACAAUCGCAACAGAGUGGUCUACUCGUGCCCGACUCACCACUCGAUCCUCAUGCUUUCCAGGCCGCUAUUCCGCCGGGCUGGGGCCCUCCGAGUGCUGGCCGGCUGUCCAUCGAGACCACUCCGGUCGGAGCCUACGAAGCCCCUUCGUAUUUCGAAGAGCAGGCUCAGCCAGACUCCGACCGCGUCCCUCUAACGGCGACUGCCCAGCCGAUCGAUGGCCUCAACGUGAGCGACGACGGCCAUGCUCGAGAUAGCUUCCAGACUGUGCGCGACCUCGAUACCAACUCCAGUCAACAACGCGAUGGGAGGACGCUUGGGGCUGACCUGGAGAGGGGGAGCGGGUCUCAGAAACACAAGAGCUUUGGGAGGAACCUGACGGCUGGUGAUGCUGAAGGGAUGAGUCGGCGUCGGUCCCGGUCACCCUCGACGUCUGGCGCAUUCCUGAAGGCGGGCUCCAUCGUGCGGGCCAUGUCACAGCGUGUCGUCAACAUCAGUGGUGAGGCAGAGGUCCUCGAGAACCAGAAACGACGCCAAAGGUCCCGGUCGCCGAGCGCAGACUCGCCGCGUGAGCCCAUGCCUCCGAUGCCCGAAUCUGUCGACACCUCAUAUCCAUCACAGCUGUACCAAAACACCCAGAGCCCGACGGAGAAGAGGGGACAAACGGAAUACAUAUUUGCCUCGAACCCUGGCCCCCUCUCCCCAGUGCCUGGGCGGAUGCCAAAUCCGCUGAGAGGAAAGUCUCUGGGAAUAUUUUCCCCUGAUAAUCCGAUAAGACUGCGACUCUGCGAUAUCUUGGUUCAACCUUGGACGGAGCCAUUGAUCCUCGUUCUGAUUGUGCUCCAGACGAUCCUCUUGUGUGUCGAAGCCGCGCCGAGCGUGUAUAACACACCAAAUCCGGGCCAAAUCGUGUGGGGUAGCUCCACGCUCGACUGGGCCAUACUGGUCUUGUUUGUCAUUUAUACCAUGGAAGUCAUUGCCAGGAUCAUUGUGUCUGGCUUCAUCCUCAACGCAGCCGAGUACAGCUCAAUAGAUCGCUCGCGAGGUGUAAAAGCUGCGGUAGCCGGGAAAUAUCGAGAUGUUUUCCAACCACAGCGACAGAAAUCGGUCAAAAAACCGCCGCAGGAGAGCUACGGCCCUUCUACCUUGGCGCGGUCCGUCACCUGGCUCCAUGGCCAGCAGCUUCCCGAAACGAUGGAGGAACAACAAAGGUAUCAGUUGGCGCGAAGGGCAUUCCUGCGACACGGCUUCAACCGUCUUGAUUUUGUAGCCGUCGUGGCCUUCUGGAUAUCAUUUUCAGUCGGCAUCACGGGUGUCGAGUUGCAACAUCACCUCUAUAUCUUCAGGAUGUUGAGCAGUCUCAGAAUUCUCCGACUCCUGGCUAUCACGAAGGGGAACGCUGUUAUUCUGCGGAGCUUGAAGAAGGCAGCGCCACUGCUCCUGCGGGUCUCGUUCCUGAUUGGAUUUUUCUGGCUCGUCUUCGCCAUCAUCGGCGUGCAGAGUUUCAAGUCCAGCCUCAGUCGACAGUGCGUCUGGCUUGAUCCCGAAGACCCGUUCAAUGCAUCCGCAGCAUACAUCCAGGACAUGCAGUUCUGCGGUGGCUAUUUGAACGAGUCCAAUGGCGUCGAGAUGCCCUGGGUUAUUGCUAAUCAGUACGACAACCUGAGUGACUUCACACAAGGCACACCAAGCGCUAAGGGCUACAUCUGUCCUCGAGGUACACUCUGUUUGCAACGGGAGAAUCCGUAUAACAAUACCGUUCACUUCGACGACAUCUUUCACUCCCUGGAACUUGUCUUUGUCGUGAUGAGCGCCAACACCUUUUCUGAUCUCAUGUACUACACCAUCAACUCCGACUACACACCAGCAGCGCUUUUCUUUGGUGCCGGCAUCAUGAUCAUGAUGUUGUGGUUGGUCAACUUGCUCAUUGCGGUCAUCACUUCAUCAUUCCAGGUCAUCCGAGAAGAGAGCAAAGCAAGCGCUUUUACCGAUGUGGAUGAUCAUACUGAUCCAACCUUUGGAAGCCCCGAUGAGAAAAUGCCCAGGAGGGUAUCGUCACUGCAAAAGAUAUACAACAAGACGAAGCUCUUUUGGAUUCUCUGCAUCGCAGCCGAUCUCCUAGCCCAGGCAACGCGAAGCGCUUCGAUGUCUCCGGCACGUCGGGCCAUUAUCAAUGCUAUCGAGAUCCUCGUCACGAUUCUGCUGGACAUCGAGAUUUUCAUCAGAGUGGUGGCGGACUUCAGGGGCUUCCACCGCCACCGGCGAAAUAUCGUGGACCUCAGUCUGGCCGUCAUCACAUCCGUCAUCUUGCUUCCUCCGAUCCACAACACUGAGGCUGUCUAUGCUUGGUUGACGGUCUUUCAGAUACUCAGAGUCUACCGCAUCGUUCUUGCUGUUCCCAUGACAGCAAAGCUGAUCAAGUUGGUGCUGGGUGACUCAACAGGUAUCCUGAACCUGAUGCUGUUCGUGUUCCUGAUCACACUGUUGAUGUCCAUUUUCGCCUCGCAACUCUUUCGUGGACAGAUACCACUCGUCGACUCUAGCGGCGACAAUGUUGAGGUUUCCUUCGACACAAUCUGGAACUCAUUCCUCGGAAUGUACCAGAUCCUGUCCACAGAGAACUGGACGAAUGUCUUGUAUAACGUCACCGCCUACACAACAGCCUACAGGACAUCGUGGAUAGGGGCAAUCUUCCUGGUCGGUUGGUUCAUUCUCGCCUUCUUCAUCCUCGUCAACAUGUUCAUUGCUGUCAUCCAAGAAAACUUUGAUGUUGGCGAGGAUGUGAAGCGAUUGGAACAAGUGAAGGCCUUUCUGCAGAGAAAGGAGCUUGGCAGCAGUUCGAGCAAUCUCGCCCUCUCCACCAUCUUCUCGCUCGGAAAGACCCGUAAGAAGAAGGACCCGCUGGACUAUGGCCCUGCUAUGAUGGAGAUGCUGCUCAAAGAGGCCGUGGUUCGUGAUUUCCUUGACGACGGCCCUGACCCGCACCACGAGACGCCUCCAGGCGAAAGUCAGUCGCCACCGGAGCCCAAUGGCGCCUAUGCUGGUAAUGGCGUCAAACCGGGAAUCAUGUCGUCGAUAUGGGGAAAGAUGGUCGUCACGUUCACUAGCAAGGAUCCAAACCCCUUCUACUCCAACAUCCGUUUCGAGGCCCACAAUGAGGCUCUCGACCCACGACAGAUGGCCCAGAAGGCUGUCUCGGCAACCGCAGAGCGACGCAAGGCGCAGCGAGCGUAUCUGGCGCGCCAUCCGACAUAUAACAACUCCCUGUUCAUCUUCUCGCCCAGAAACCCCAUCAGACGCCUCUGUCAAAGGAUUGUCGGCCCUGGCAGAGGAACCGAGCGUUUUGACGGCGUUGAGCCCAACAAGACGUUGUGGUAUUCAUUCUCGGCUUUCAUCUAUGCCGCUAUCGUUGCCAUGGUGAUUCUGGCCUGCAUUACCACACCGCUCUACCAGAAGCAGUACUUUGCAAACAAGACAUUCAGCGUGUCAAACUGGUUUGUGUGGACCGACGCCGCCUUUGCUCUCCUGUUCAGUAUCGAGGCCCUCAUCAAGGUCAUCGCUGACGGGUUCUUCUGGACCCCGAACGCAUACUUCCGCAGCUCCUGGGGCAUCAUCGAUGCCGUCGUGCUGAUCACUCUCUGGAUCAACGUCAUCACCCUCUUCAAGAAUGACGGGGCUGUAUCACGUGCUGUCGGUGCUUUCAAGGCGCUCAGAGCUCUGCGACUGCUCAAUGUAAGCGACAGUGCCAGGGAUACGUUUCAUUCUCUCAUUGUCAUCGGAUGGUGGAAGAUACUUAGCGCCGCCUUCGUAUCGUUGUCUUUGAUUAUACCAUUUGCUCUCUAUGGACUCAACCUGUUCGCCGGGAAAUUCUCGAUCUGCAACGACGGCGACGCCGGCGCUUUCCUGUACGAUUGCUUUGGGGAAUACAACAGUACCCCUUUCAACUGGGAUGUGUUGUCACCUCGAGUCGCUGCCAAUCCUUACUACGACUUCGACGACUUCCCCUCCUCUCUCUUCAUCCUCUUCCAGAUCGUGAGUCAAGAGGGAUGGGUUGACGUCUCCUUCUCGGCGCAGUCUAUCACGGGCAGUGGAAUGCAACCCCAGUUUGGGGCCGCCACCGGCAAUGCCGUCUUCUUCGUGAUUUACAAUCUCUUGGGAACGGUAUUCGUGCUUACUCUGUUCAUUUCUGUCUUCAUGCGGAAUUACACAGAGCAGACUGGCGUGGCUUAUCUGACAGCAGAGCAGCGAUCCUGGCUCGAAUUGCGAAAAUUACUUCGCCAAGUCUCCCCUUCGAAAACCUCGUAUGACGAGAGCAAGAAGAAGUGGAAGAAAUGGUGUCAUAAGCGCGCAAUUGAGAAAAGGGGCAAAUGGUAUGUGGGUAUCACCGUUGUGUUGAUCCUACACCUGAUCCUUCUGCUUUCAGAAUACGCCAGCGAGCCUGGAUGGUGGACCUACACAAGGGACACGCUGUUCUUCCUGUUCACGCUUAUCUUCAUGGCCAACGUAGGUGUGCGAAUCGUCGGUCUUGGGUGGCCUCGAUUCAGAAAGAGCUCAUGGGACAUGUACUCCCUCCUCGCAGUCUUUGGCGCGUUCGCGACUACGAUCCUGUUCCUUGCACAGCAACAGGUUGACACAUACACGCAACUGCACAAGUUCUUCCUCGUCGCCAUCGUCUUCCUCCUGAUUCCCCGCAAUGACGCCCUGGACCAGCUCUUCAAGACGGCGGCAGCCAGUCUCACGACUAUUGGCAAUCUGUUGGCGACGUGGCUGGUCUUCUUCCUGGUCUUCGCGAUUGCCCUGACACAGACCUUCAGUCUGACUCGGUUCGGCGGAAACGAAGACAACAACGUUAACUUCCGCACUGUGCCGAAUGCGCUCAUCCUGCUCUUCCGCAUGAGUGUGGGUGAGGGCUGGAAUCAGAUCAUGGAAGACUAUGCAGGUAUCGAACCGCCCCUCUGCGUCGACUCCCCGGCAUUCUUCGAGAGCGACUGUGGAAGCAGUGCGUGGGCCCGGGUGCUGUUCAUCAUGUGGAACAUUGUCAGCAUGUACAUCUUCGUCAACUUGUUUGUCUCGCUCAUCUUCGAGAGCUUCUCGUACGUGUAUCAGCGCCACAGCGGGUCAGCAGCCGUCGACCGCGACGAGAUGCGCCGCUUCAAGGAGGCAUGGAGAUCUGUGGAUCCUCGUGGUACGGGCUACAUCAGCAAGGAGGCAUUCCCUCGGUUGCUAGGCGAGUUGUCGGGUGUCUUUGAGAUGCGCAUCUAUCAGCAUGAGAACUCGGUACGCCAAAUCCUGGAUGACGUCCGCGAGGAUGUACCGCCUACGCGGCAUACGUCCAUGUCGACCGCAGCGGCAAGCGCGUAUGGUGGCAUCAACAUCAACAGUCUCAACCGGAGGUUGGACGAAAUCGAUGUUACGGUAGUGCGCGAAAGGCGUAGGAAAUACAAUGUUUUCUAUGAGGAGGUGAUGGUCUCAGCGGACCCAGACAAGGGCAUCUCCUUUACGACCGUGCUUAUGAUUCUGGCUCAUUACAACAUCAUUAACGACAGCAAGAGUCUUCGAUUGGAGGAGUUCUUGCGUCGUCGGGCGCGUCUGCAGCGCGUUGAGGAAGAAGUACGCCGGCGUGUUGUCGUCGGCUUCUUCGACACACUAUAUCACUCACGGAAAUUCAAGCGCCACAUGGCUCUGAAGCGCACCGCGCGUUUGACGGCGAUCCCUCAGCUUGAUCUGCCAGACAUUCUCGUCGACGACGAGGAGGAGCGAGCCAAGAACAAGAAGAAGAAGACCGCCACGCCUUACGCGUCCUCCUUGUCACCAUCCACACCAGGCACCGGGCCACUGCACUCUGCCUCGGCUUUCCUCUCUCCCACGCGCGACAGUGCCGGCAGCGGCCACCAAAAGAACCUUUCCAAUAUGAGCGCUGACCUGACGCUGCAGACGAGCUUUGACAGCUUUGGCGCCCACCCACUCAGUAUGCCGCGGAUGGGCGGCGAGGGCUCGUCACAGCAGCGAGGUAGUGGUGGUAUUGGUACCUUUGACGGCCACCAGUCGACACAUUCAGCGUUCAGUUUUGAGCUGCAGAUGCCAGGCUCGGGCACCAGCUCAGCGAGAACCAGUUACCGGAAUAGCGGCAGGAAUAGCAACCGCAACAGCAGAAGCAACAGUGCGGUCAGUCCGAUCCAAAUGAGCUCGAUUCUGGACGACUCCAUCUGGGUAGAAAGCAUCCGGCGCAGCGCUACCAUGAAAAGGCCACGGCCAGGAUGGUAG
Molecule: messenger RNA, 6537 nt
Organism: Cryphonectria parasitica EP155
Lineage: Eukaryota; Fungi; Ascomycota; Sordariomycetes; Diaporthales; Cryphonectriaceae
Exons: 5
Coding region: 1-6537 (2178 amino acids)
Biological process (GO): calcium ion import across plasma membrane
Cellular component (GO): membrane; voltage-gated calcium channel complex
Molecular function (GO): high voltage-gated calcium channel activity; calcium ion binding
Source: RefSeq, a predicted model, not a curated record